This is a messenger RNA of Ruditapes philippinarum (Manila clam), 1716 nucleotides long. Its product is annotated as ceramide synthase 2-like. The transcript is spliced from 10 exons. Gene Ontology annotation, cellular component: membrane. The record is from RefSeq and is a predicted model, not a curated record. Gene Ontology annotation, biological process: ceramide biosynthetic process. Lineage: Eukaryota; Metazoa; Mollusca; Bivalvia; Venerida; Veneridae. Bases 30 to 1079 code for a protein of 349 amino acids. Gene Ontology annotation, molecular function: sphingosine N-acyltransferase activity; DNA binding.
GCGUCUGAUUUACACUGACUAAAGCAAAAAUGAAUUCCAUCGAACAAUUUAUUUGGAGCGAAACCUUUUGGUUUCCAGAAGGGUAUACAUGGAAGGAUAUGGAAAAUGUACCUGGAAGCAAUAUCUACCUUCCAAAUAGAAACGAUAUGUUAUGGUCAAUACCACUUGGAAUUAUACUAUGGGGCGUGAGAUAUAUUUUUGAACAGUAUUUAAUGACACCUAUUGGUUACUGGUGUGGUGUUAAGAAACAAAAUUCUGCUGACCAUCUUAAGCCUAAUGCAGUUCUUGAAAAUUACUUUCAGAAAAAUGGAAUAACUUCAAAUAAUAAUCUAGAGUCGAUCUCAAAGCAGACAGAUAUGACAGUACGUGAAGUAGAAAGAUGGUUGCGGAACAGAAAGGCAAAGUCUGUUAUAAAAGAUAUCACUAAAUUCAGGGAGUGUGGAUGGCAUUUUACAUUCUACCUUGGAAUAUUUAUAUAUGGCCUUGUUGUGUUAUGGAAUAAAAAAUGGUUUUGGGAAACAAAGUAUUGCUGGAAGGGAUGGCCAACAUUGGAUGUCCCACGAGAAAUUUACUGGUACUAUAUGGUGGAGCUUUCUUUCUACUGGUGUUUGGUUUUUUCCAUGUUGACUGAACAUAAGCGAAAGGACUUCAAUCAGAUGAUUGUUCACCAUAUUGCCACUAUAUUACUGAUGUCUUUUUCAUGGGCUACAAACUUUGUCCGAAUAGGUUGUAUAGUACUGCUUACCCAUGAUGCUGCUGACUUCCCAAUGGCGGCUGCUAAAAUGAUGAAAUACAGUGGCCAUAAGAAAGCAUGUGAAUUCUUUCUUGGGGUAUUUAUCGUUGUUUGGGUACUGUCGAGGCUUAUUUACUACCCUGUAGUAGUGUUAUAUUCGACAAGUGUUGAGGUAAAUGAUCAUCUCACACCGUUUCCUUGUUAUUAUUUCUUCAAUGGGCUCCUUAUAGUAUUACAGAUACUUCAUGUUAUCUGGAGUGUAAUGAUAGCCCGUAUUGCUUUCCAGAAGGUUUACAAUGAUAAGCUAGGAGACGUGCGAAGUGACUCUGAAGAGGAUAGUGACUAAGUUAGUGGCGAUGACGAUACAGACGAUGAGGAGGGGGGCAAAGAUAACUGCAAAUAGAGGGUAAAAGAAACCGAAUUUUACCGAACUCUGAAAAUUGAAGCAAAUAUUUUUUCAUUUGUAUAUGCAAAGAAAAAAAUUUUACAAGUGGUAUUCCAUCACUAUAAGUGUGUGAUCAAUGUGUGAUGUUGAUUGUGUAAUUGUAAUUUAAAGGUAAACAACAACAACAAAAAAAGAGAAGAAUUUAAUCUUCGUAUUAAUAGAAUCUCAAUUGUUUGAUCUUGUCCAAGCUGGUGUAUUGUAAUGUAGCAUUCAGUUUGUACCAAUUCUUGUAUUUUGUGAGCUGGAAUCUGAUUUUUCGAGGCCAGCAUCACAUAUACAGAAUGAAAUGUUAGCUUUACAUGAUAUCUUAAGGAAAUUAGAACAAGUACGUGUGUUUGCUUUUGUAAAACCAGUAUUCAUGUAAAUAUGUUUUGAACAAUUUUACUCAAGGAUGUCCUUGUUUAUCAACCAUUGUUCUUUGAUUUUUUUAAGUAAUUUUGCAUCUCCUGAUUAAAUUUUUCUGUAAUUCUUUCUUUAAAUCGAAAGGUAAGAUACCGUACAUGAAGGUUAUUCUUUACUUUUUUAACAUGUGCAUGUU